AUUACAAUCCAGCCAAUGUACGUCACGUCGUUUAUUACGCUCACCUCUAAAGCAAUCAAAAACGUCAUCAUCGCUUAUCGGAAACCGGUUUGUUGGUCUUUUUAUCGUUCUUACCAUCGAGACCGGCUGGACGGUCAGUCAGUCAAAUGUGAACCGUCAUUGUCGUCGCGGGUGUUAAGCAGGCCUAUCAUGAAUUUUGAAAACAAAGUUGUUUUGAUUACCGGUGCCAGUUCUGGAAUUGGAGCUGCCACUGCCGUUUAUUUCGCCGGUUUGGGAGCGGAUUUGGUUCUAGCCGCUCGGAAUGAAACAAAUUUGGCUAAGGUUGGCCAAGACUGUGAAGAAGCUGGUAAGCGAAAACCACUGCUGGUAGUGACAGAUGUUACCAAGGAGGACGAUAACGAACGGUUGAUUAAGAAAACCAUCGAACACUUCAAGAAGUUGGACGUUUUGGUGAACAACGCCGGAAGAGGCUGUGCAGGUUCGAUCGAAAACACCAGCCUGGAACAGUUCGACGAUAUGAUGACGAUCAAUGUACGGUCGGUUUAUCAUUUGACAAUGUUGGCUGUCCCGCAUCUGAUUCAAAGCAAGGGUAGCGUUGUUAAUGUGUCCAGCAUUGCUGGAACUAGAUCGUUCCCGAACUUUUUGGCUUACUGCAUUGCAAAGGCAGCUAUUGAUCAAUUCACGAGAUGCACCGCCCUCGAUCUUGCCCCGAAACAAGUUCGGGUUAACUGUGUUAACCCAGGAGUCAUCAUAUCGAACUUCCACCGGGAGGUCGGGAUGGACGAGGAAGCAUACAAGGCCUAUUUGGAGCGGUCGAAGCAAACCCACGCCCUGGGAAGAGUUGGCGAAGGACAUGAAGUGGCGGCUGCGAUUGCUUUCCUGGCUGGAGAGACGGCCAGUUUUAUCACCGGUGUUUGUUUACCGGUGGAUGGUGGAAAGCACGCUAUGUGUCCAAGAUAGAAUUGAUAGUAUACCUGCUUGAGUAUCUCAUAUCAGUCAAAUAAAUGAAUUUUAUUUAUGGAGGAA
Uranotaenia lowii is the source of this 1026-nucleotide messenger RNA. RefSeq names its product 3-oxoacyl-[acyl-carrier-protein] reductase FabG-like. The transcript is spliced from 2 exons. The coding region runs from base 16 to 960 and encodes 314 amino acids. NCBI's taxonomy places the organism in Eukaryota, Metazoa, Arthropoda, Insecta, Diptera, Culicidae. The record is from RefSeq and is a predicted model, not a curated record. Gene Ontology annotation, molecular function: oxidoreductase activity.